This is a messenger RNA of Polistes canadensis, 2996 nucleotides long. It is a transcript of the gene Mmp2, whose product is annotated as matrix metalloproteinase-2-like. The record is from RefSeq and is a predicted model, not a curated record. The transcript is spliced from 10 exons. Gene Ontology annotation, cellular component: extracellular matrix. Gene Ontology annotation, molecular function: metalloendopeptidase activity; zinc ion binding. NCBI's taxonomy places the organism in Eukaryota, Metazoa, Arthropoda, Insecta, Hymenoptera, Vespidae. Gene Ontology annotation, biological process: proteolysis; collagen catabolic process; extracellular matrix organization. The coding region runs from base 850 to 2757 and encodes 635 amino acids.
GUUAUGGUGGUGUAAAAAAAAAAACAAGACAAAUCAUCCUUCCAUUGAAACCUUUUUAAUCUUUAAAUCCAAUCAUUUCAUCGAAAUCUUCAAUUAAUUAUUAGAAUUCUUUUAUUUAUCCUCCCUCCCCCACUCCCACUCUUCCAAUAAGUUUCUUGACGUAUUUUCCCUAGUCCCCCCUCCCCACCCCCAACUCCUUAUCCCUGUAAAAAAGUAAGUCAUACGUUCCUCUAUUUCAUUUUUUUUCCUCUUCUUCUUUUUUUUUUUCUUCUCUCCCUCCUCUAACUUUAAUAACAUUACCAUUCAAUAUUUCCUUCCUCUUUUUUCUAAUGGAAACACGCUAACCGGUAUUUUAAUCAUCAGUAACGUCUCGUACCUCGAACGGAGUAGUAUCGUUUUGUAGUUUCUUCUCUAAGUGUUUACGUUUCGUUUUUCGUUUCUUUUUUUUUUCUUUUAAAUUUAUUUUCUAUUUUUUCUUUCUUUUCUCAUAUAUAUAUAUAUAGAAGAAGUGUGUUUGUGUUCAAGUAUUCAGUGUAAUCGAGAGGAACUACUGUUGCAUAAACGAACUGCAUCACACACACACACAUACACAAACACAUACUGUUCAAUUAUACCUCGAUCGAAUUUGUUUUCGUUAUUUUUAUUUUUUCGUGUGAUCGAAUAUAAAUAAAAUAAAAAGAAAUAUAUAACUGUUCGUAAAUCAAUGUGACUAAAGUGUUCGUGUUUUGAAUUAUUAUUAUUAUUAUAUAAGAAACAUUGUUUUCAAUUAUUAUUAUUAUAAUAAAAGAACACUGGUACUGUGGUUUGAUUUUCUUAUUGUCGAAAAGUAUAUUACUGGGUACCACGAAGAUGAUGUUCCAGGUUGUAAUAGUGUUGUAUUUUACUGUGCUAACCACCGGUGCACCACCAGGGUCGUCCAUGAUAUACGCCGACGAUAAAGUGCAAACUUAUCUGACAAAGUUUGGAUAUUUACCGGACAGCAAUCCGGAAACCGGUAAUCUCAGGACGGAAGAUCAAUUGAGGGACGCCAUUAGAAAUUUACAAAGAUUCAGUGGUAUUCCGGUUACUGGGGAGAUCGACGAUGCCACGCGUAAAUUGAUGAAAGCACGACGUUGUGGUCUAGCCGAUAGACAGAAUCCACGAUACUCAAGGACGAGACGCAAACGUUUUACGAUUCAUGGACAACGGUGGCCGUAUCGGAAUCUCACUUGGAGUUUGAGAACCAAUCAACCAAGCGGCCUGGAAACUGGUGGAGUUCGACUGGAAUUGAGCAAAGCACUCGACCUUUGGGCCAGAAAUUCGAAACUUACUUUUCAGGAAGUUAACAGUGACCGUGCUGACAUAUUGGUUUACUUCCAUCGUGGUUCUCAUGGUGAUGGAUAUCCAUUCGAUGGAAGAGGACAAAUUUUGGCCCAUGCAUUUUUCCCUGGCAAAGAUCGUGGCGGGGAUGCACAUUUCGAUGAAGAAGAAAUUUGGUAUCUUCAGGACAACAGCAAUGAGGAAGGAACUAGCCUAUUCGCCGUAGCAGCUCACGAAUUUGGUCAUUCCCUUGGGUUAGCACAUAGUUCUGUUCAAGGAGCUCUAAUGUAUCCUUGGUAUCAAGGAUUGAGUCCUAAUUACGAGCUACCAGAAGAUGAUAGACAUGGAAUACAACAGAUGUAUGGUGCUCCUGAAGAAAAAUUAUGGGGCAAUAUACCGGGUGGACCAUUCCCACCAGAAAGGCCAACACCCCCAACUACGACGACAACGACAACUACGACAACAAUGAAACCAGCAACGACUUACAGACCCUGGAGAACGCGACCAACGAGACCCAAUCACUAUCCAGACUAUGGUAGACCUAGAAGACCAGAUCGUUAUCCGUCGAAACCAGAUUACAGAACUGAGAGGCCGGACUAUCGACCCCAGAGACCCCACAAACCUCAUAGACACCACACUACCACAAUCCCGACAAUGACGACUACUACUGGUAGACCAACGAUUUCUCAAAGACCUAGGUUUAGGUGGACACAAUCACCUAGGAAUGAUAUUCCUAAUAAAUGUGACACCACUUAUGAUGCUAUUAGCAUUAUUCGUAGAGAAGUGUUCAUAUUCAAAGGACGUUAUCUAUGGAGGAUCGGUGACAAAGGAUUAUACGAAGGCUACCCAGCAGAAAUAACGAGGUUGUUCAAUUUACCAGAAGAUAUUGACCACGUGGAUGCAGUUUACGAGAGGCCAGACAAGAAAAUAGUAUUUUUCAUAGGGAAACAAUAUUACGUCUUCAUUGCCAAUAAUCUCGAAUCGGGAUAUCCAAAACCAUUGACGGUUCUUGGUCUUCCAGCGUCGUUGGAAAAAAUUGACGGUGCUAUGAUUUGGGGACACAACAGUAGAACUUAUUUCUUCAGCGGUUCCAUGUAUUGGAGGUUCGACGAAUCAGUUAAUUAUGUUGAACUGGAUUACCCAAGAGAUAUAAGUAGUAAUUUUGGUGGCGUUGGAAACGACAUCGAUGCUGUGUUUCAAUGGAAAGAUGGCAAGACUUACUUCUUCAAAGGUAAAGGUUUCUGGUUGUUUGACGAUCUCAGGAUGAAAGUCGCUCAUGAGAAACAAAAACUCUCAGCACCCUUUUGGAUGGGAUGUCCACGUAAAUUAGAAACCAACGAUGUUGAAAAUAAUAUUCCUAGGAAAGCAAAGAUCGUCAGUUCGUCAGCGGAUUCCAUUGUUUCAAGGCUCACUCCUAUUAUUUUCACUUUUAUAGCUUUCGUCUUUGUACUUGUGUAAUAGUCAAAAUAUCUUUCAAAUAAGAAAGAAGAAGAAACAGAAAGAUGAAGAACGUAUACGAAAAAUUGUUACAUCUUCGAAGAAUAAUUAUACCAAAUAUAUAUAUAUAUAUAUUUACAGUGCUUUUUCUUUAUGGUGUAACGCACUGGAACGGCGUUCAGGCACCUUUCUUUUUUUGUUUUUUUUUUACCUAAUUCAAACCUAAUUGUUUGAAAAAAGUAAUAUAGGUAUAAUUCUUU